This is a messenger RNA of Myxocyprinus asiaticus (Chinese sucker), 2340 nucleotides long. RefSeq names its product protocadherin beta-16. NCBI's taxonomy places the organism in Eukaryota, Metazoa, Chordata, Actinopteri, Cypriniformes, Catostomidae. The transcript has a single exon. Gene Ontology annotation, biological process: homophilic cell-cell adhesion. The record is from RefSeq and is a predicted model, not a curated record. Bases 1 to 2340 code for a protein of 779 amino acids. Gene Ontology annotation, cellular component: plasma membrane. Gene Ontology annotation, molecular function: calcium ion binding.
AUGCCAGAGGGAUCAUUUGUUUGCAAAAUCGCCAAGGACCUGGGGAUAGAGAUAAGUAGACUCGUAUCUGGAAAAGCUCGAGUUGUAACAAAGGGCGGUCGACAGUAUGUUGACUUGAGCAGAGACAAAGGCACUCUAGUAGUUAAAGAAAGAAUAGAUCGCGAAGAGCUCUGUAAACAAACAACGCCAUGCAGCUUCAGUUUUGAUCUUAUCGUUGAAAACCCCAUCCAGCUGCAUCGGGUCACAAUUGAGGUGCAAGAUAUAAACGACAAUGCGCCAUUAUUUCCAAAAGAACAUGUUAAUUUAAACAUAGCUGAAAAUGCAGUCUUAGGGGCUCGCUUUCCUUUGGAUAGCGCUAUAGAUACAGAUGUAGGCCUAAACGGUAUACAGAGCUAUAAACUAAAUCCAUCCGAUAGCUUUAAAUUGGAGGUGCAUAGUCAGACCGGUGGCAACAAAUACAUUGAGAUGGUUUUACAGCGAGAGUUGGAUCGGGAGGAACGCAAUGAGAUCAAAUUGGUUCUCGUUGCAACUGAUGGCGGCUCACCUCAGAAAUCGGGCACUGUAAAAAUUCAUGUUACUGUACUGGAUGCUAAUGAUAAUGCCCCGGUGUGUAAACAGUCGGUUUUUAAAACUGAAGUUGGGGAAGAUUCUCCUGCUGGCACUAUCGUAGGUACUGUUAGCGCUGCUGAUGCUGACGAAGGUAUAAAUGCCCACGUUUCAUAUUCUUUCGCUCUUGCAAGCAAAGAAGCAAGGGAGCUUUUUGAGAUAAACCCAGAUACAGGAGAGAUUAGACUUCUUGCUCAUUUAGAUUAUGAAUCUCAAAAUAGUUAUCAAUUAAACAUUAAUGCGAGGGACAAAGGAGGCCUCUCGGAUACUUGCAAAAUUUUCAUAGAUGUUAUUGACGAAAAUGACAACUCCCCAACCAUACAACUCAUGUCCUUUUCAAACACCAUUCCUGAAAAUUCCCCUGUAGGAACAACUGUAGCUGUCAUUAACGUAGAUGACGCAGAUUCUGGUAAAAAUGGCGUUGUUCAGUGCUCAAUAAAUCAAAACAUACCGUUUAAAAUCGAGUCAUCUCUCACGGAUUAUUACAGUUUAAUAACCGAGGAUAUGCUUGAUCGAGAAAGUCUUGCUGAUUACAACAUAACGAUCUUAGUAUCCGACCAAGGAAGUCCCGCACGACACGCAAACAAAACUGUUACUGUUAAAAUUUCCGACGUGAAUGACAACUCGCCCGUAUUCUAUUCAGAGGAAUAUAAAACAUUUGUUAGCGAAAAUAAUUCUCCUGGUCUGGCUAUACUGACUGUUAAAGCAAAUGACUCAGACUGGGGUCCCAAUGCGCAAUUGUCCUAUUUCCUAAAGGAUGAAGAAGACAUGCGUGGGGCACGGCCAAGUUCCCUCGUGUCAGUAAAUUCCGAUACUGGCGCCAUACACGCAGUUAAAUCAUUUGAUUUUGAACAACUGAAAUCAUUUGCCUUUAAUGUGACAGCUCGGGAUGGGGGUUCCCCACCUUUAAGCACAGAAGUGACAAUCACCAUUAUUAUUCAAGAUCAGAAUGACAACACUCCUCAUGUUCUGUAUCCAGUACAGACUGGUGGUUCUGUGGUGGCUGAGAUUGUGCCUCGUGCUGCAGAUGUUGGAUAUCUCGUCACUAAAGUAGUGGCUGUUGAUGUGGACUCUGGACAGAAUGCCUGGCUCUCCUAUAAACUACAAAAACCCACAGAAAAACCGCUGUUUGAAGUUGGUUUGCAAAAUGGAGAAAUAAGAACAGUGCGACAAGUGACUGAUAAAGAUGCUGUGAAACAAAAACUGACUGUUGUAGUGGAGGAUAAUGGACAGCCCUCCCGCUCAGCUGUAGUCACCAUUAAUGUGGCCGUUGCUGACAGCUUCCCUGAAGUACUGUCAGAGUUCACCGACUUUGCGCGUGACAAAGAAUACAACGACAACCUGACUUUUUAUUUAGUUCUUGCACUGGCUGCUGUCUCUUUUCUUUUCAUUACUUGUGUGGUUGUCAUAAUAUCAGUUAAGAUCUACAGAUGGAGACAAUCUCGCUUCUUAUAUCAGUCCAAUCUUCCGGUUAUUCCAUACUAUCCGCCGCAUUGCACAGAGACAGGAGCUACUGGAACUCUUCCACAUGGCUAUAAUUAUGAAGUGUGCAUGACGACUGACUCGAGGAAGAGUGACUGUAAGUUUUCUACACUCGGUGGUCACAAUGUUUUAGUGGUGGACCCAAGUUUCACAGAGACUAUGCAGCGCGCAAUGAAGGAAAAUAACGUCUUGAAAGAGGAAUAUUCGACAAUAUCGGUAAGAGAGUUUAUAGUUGCAAAUAUAAAUUUCUAA